AUGUACGGCAUGCUGCUGGAGAGCGUGCAGCACUUUGUGCGGGCGGAAUUCGGCGAGUCCCUCUGGCAGGCAGCGCUGUCCGACCUGGGCAUGCGAAACUGCGUCUUCUCCACGCACCGCACCUACCCCGACGACUCGAUGACGAGGCUGGCGCAAGCCUGCGCCACUCGCGUGACCGGCUGGAGCGCGGACUCGUUCCUGUUCUUCUUCGGCCGGUGCUUCGUGCGCUUCUUCAGCCACUACGGCUACGACCAGCUCAUCCGGGCUUCGGGGAGGCACCUCCGUGACUUCCUCCGGGGAAUGGACAACCUGCACCACCAGAUCCGGUUCAGCUAUCCGCGCAUGCGCAGUCCGUCCAUGCAGCUCCGAGAGGAGCACCGCCUGGGGGCCCUGCUCCACUACCAGUCCGAUCGAACGGGGCUCCACUUCUACGUGGUCGGGCAACUCGUCCAGGUGGCCAAGAGCUUCUACGGCAUGCAUCUCGUGGUGAAGGUGCUGAGCGUGCAGAGCACGUCGGAAGGCUCCCUGGCCGUGCUGCAGCUCAACUUCGACAACGCGGCCUUCGAGGCCAGCGAGCUGCGGCGUCUGAGCGUCCAGGGCCGCGUCGCGCUCGCCGACGUGGGCUGGGCGUCGCUCCAGCGGGUCGUUCCCUUCGGCCUCGCGAUGGACCGGCGGCUCGAGCUCGCCUGGAUCGGUCCCAGACUCAGGCUGGUGUGCGGCACCUCGCGCGCGCAGCUCGGCACUCCCGUCGGAGAGCUGUUCCGCCUGCAUCGGCCGGCCGUGCCCUUCACCUGGGACAGCGUGAUCUCUAUCCAGGAAGUGGUGGUGGAGCUGGAGUGCCUCGGCCCGUCGGAGUCCGACGUGGAGCGGGAGGGACGCCAACUGCUCCUCAAAGGACAGAUGCGCUACCUGAAGGAAUCAGACGUCAUCCUCUUUCUGGGCGUUCCACUAUUAAGCGGGCUUCAAGAGUUGCAAGAUGCAGGCUUGUACCUCGAAGAUCUCUGCAUGCAUGACAUGACACGAGACAUUGUGCUCGCGGGCUGGCAACACGGCGCCAACCUGGAAGUCUCCUACAGAGAGCAAGAGCGCAAGACUCAGAACUUGGAGGAGAACCUAGUAAGACUUGACGAGUGGCGGAAGCGAGGAGAUGAUCUGCUCUACUCCAUGCUCCCCAAGUCGGUCGCUGACUCGCUUCGUCAGGGCGCCGAUCCUAUCAACACCUGCCAGUCAUUCGACAGCGUGACGGUGUUAUUCAGCGAGCUGGUGAACUUCCCGGCGGCCUGCCGCCACCUCAGCCCCAUGCAGGUGGUGAGCUGGGUGAACGCCACCUUCUCCCUCUUCGACGUCAUCACGGACCGCUACGGUGUUUUCAAGGUGGAGACUGUGGGUCACGUGUAUAUGCUGGUAAGCGGCGCCCCUGAGCGUCGGCCGGAUCAUGCUGACCAGGUGUGCGCAGCCGCACUUGAGAUGCUAUCUGCCCUCCAGGGCACGGGGCAGCCUUUCCACGAGCACGGAACUCACCUUCGCGCCGGAAUUCACUCGGGUCCCGUGGCCGCCGGUGUUGUGGGCAUGAAGACACUGCGUUACUGCCUGUUUGGAGACACCGUUAACACAGCUGCUCGAAUGCAGACUCACGGUCAGACAGGAAGAAUUCAUAUCAGCGACGGCUGUCACAAGCUCAUUCGUGGGAAAGGAUUUGUUACAGAGCCUCGCGGAAGAAUUCAAAUUAAGGGAAAGGGCAAAAUGAGGACCCACUGGCUCAUGGAGGGCGACGUCCCAUCAAGGAACGGAGGGCACAGGAGAAUCUCCCUUUGUGAGCUACGCAUGCCCACCACCACUUUCAUCCGAUCCAAGCGAGCCUCGAAAUAA
This is a messenger RNA of Ixodes scapularis (black-legged tick), 1869 nucleotides long. Its product is annotated as soluble guanylate cyclase 88E. The record is from RefSeq and is a predicted model, not a curated record. The coding region runs from base 1 to 1869 and encodes 622 amino acids. Gene Ontology annotation, cellular component: guanylate cyclase complex, soluble. Gene Ontology annotation, biological process: response to oxygen levels; cGMP biosynthetic process; nitric oxide-cGMP-mediated signaling. Lineage: Eukaryota; Metazoa; Arthropoda; Arachnida; Ixodida; Ixodidae. Gene Ontology annotation, molecular function: oxygen sensor activity; heme binding; guanylate cyclase activity. The transcript is spliced from 11 exons.